AUGGAACAAGGCAUCCCAAUAAAACAAACUAGACAUCGCAGUGUCACCAACAAGUUUAUGAAACAAAAGAAAAAUUUUGAUCUUGUCCAUCUCAAUGAUUCCAUUUCCAGAAAGCCUAAAGUAAUUCGUAUAUUUCUAACUGAUCAAGAUGCUACUGACUCUUCCGGUGACGAAGAAGAAGAGUUCUUCCCUCGCCAAAGGGUGAGGCAUUACAUCAACCAAAUUAAUAUUCACCCACCCUGCGAAACCGUUACCAAUUCCCGAAAGAGGCUUGCCGGAAUAUCCUCCCCUUCAUGCCGGCGACCAGUGAAGACCACUGUGGCCGCCGCCACCACCCCAACCACAACCACCACCAAUAACAACAAUAAUGGCAGAAAGUACCGUGGUGUAAGACAAAGGCCAUGGGGUAAAUGGGCGGCCGAGAUUCGAGAUCCAAACCGGCACAUCCGAGUUUGGCUAGGAACUUUUGACACUGCCGAAGAAGCUGCCAGGGAGUAUGAUAAUGCCGCGAUCAAGUUUCGCGGUCCGAAAGCUCUAACCAACUUUCCGAUAUCACCACCAUCACAAGAAAAGAAUGUAGACAUCUACGACUCAUCAUGCGAAGAUGAGUGCCUCGUCAACAUGUCUUCAUCACCUACUUCGGUUCUCCAUUCCACAAGUCCCAAAACAGGAAAACCACAGAAGCACCACAAAGAAAACGAUGGAGAGUGUGAGGGGGAGACGAGUUUCUUUGAUGAUGAGACGUUGGGGAAUGACAUGUUUAACUUUGCAACUUUGCAUGAUGAGUGUGUGGCUACAAUGUUUGAUGAUGAAACUACUUCUGCACGGGUCUUUGUUAGUGAAAGUUUCAAGUUUGGUGACCACAUUGAGCUUGGUACUGCAAGUUUGUACCAGGUUGACGAUUAUUUUGAAGAAAUUUUGCUAGGCUCGGAUCCUCUUGUGGUGCUGUGA
Molecule: messenger RNA, 951 nt
Organism: Arachis stenosperma
Lineage: Eukaryota; Viridiplantae; Streptophyta; Magnoliopsida; Fabales; Fabaceae
Product: ethylene-responsive transcription factor CRF1-like
Exons: 1
Coding region: 1-951 (316 amino acids)
Biological process (GO): regulation of DNA-templated transcription
Molecular function (GO): DNA binding; DNA-binding transcription factor activity
Source: RefSeq, a predicted model, not a curated record